AUGCUGACGAACGGCACCCACAGCUAUAUCCAGCCGGACCCGUUCUCACCAGUCCACUCGGCGAUGGACUCCAAGUCCUCGCCGCUGGCCAUGCUACAGAAGACAUGCUCGCAGAUCGGCGCCGACACCAUCGCCGCCAAGCCGCCGCCGCCGCCGCCGCCGCCCGACAAGAAGAAGGAGGAGACGCGGAAGGAAUCGCCGGUCGCCGAGCGGCCCGCCUUCAAACCGUACGAGCUGGAGAGCCGGGCCGAGGAGCAGGCGUCGGACCCCGAGCCGGCGACGGACCGCGACCGCAGGUCGCCGCCCCGGUCUCCCGACAGCCGGAAGACGCCCAAGAGCGAGGCCAGCUCGACCACCAGCCCUGUCAGUCGCCCCGGGGCCGAGGUGCUGGCCGGCUGCAGCGGCGCCAGGCACCACCGGCCCGGUGACAAGUGCCAGAGCCCGUACUGUCCGUGCGCCUUCAGCACGCCGCACGGCUACGGCGCGCCCUGCCCCGCCGGCUGCGCCCCGUGCGAGCACGCCAAGGCUCUGGGCGGCGCGCUCGGCUCGGCGCAGCUUCACUCGCCGUACCUGGCGCUGGGCUCGCCUUUCUACCCGCCUCUGGCGGCGGCCGGCGCCGGCGUGGCGCCUGUCGUCUGCAGCUGGAUGGCCGACGGCCGCUACUGUGGCAAGCGGUUCGCCAGCACCGAGGAGCUGAUGCAGCACCUGCGCUCGCACACGAGCCUGUCGCCGGCCGAGGCGGUCCACCGGUCGCCUUUCGCGCCGGCGCCGCUGUCGCCGCUAUCGGCCGCGCGCUACCAUCCGUACUCGAAGCCGGCCUCGCUGGCGCUGGCGGCGGCCGCGCAGCCCGGCUCUCUGGCGGGGGCUUAUUACGCGCCUUACUCGGCCCUGUACGCCCGGCCGCCCGCGCUGCCCUGA
Molecule: messenger RNA, 918 nt
Organism: Pollicipes pollicipes
Lineage: Eukaryota; Metazoa; Arthropoda; Thecostraca; Pollicipedomorpha; Pollicipedidae
Product: zinc finger protein Noc-like
Exons: 4
Coding region: 1-918 (305 amino acids)
Biological process (GO): negative regulation of DNA-templated transcription
Cellular component (GO): nucleus
Source: RefSeq, a predicted model, not a curated record